This is a messenger RNA of Belonocnema kinseyi, 918 nucleotides long. RefSeq names its product acidic mammalian chitinase-like. The transcript has 4 exons. NCBI's taxonomy places the organism in Eukaryota, Metazoa, Arthropoda, Insecta, Hymenoptera, Cynipidae. The record is from RefSeq and is a predicted model, not a curated record. Gene Ontology annotation, biological process: chitin catabolic process; carbohydrate metabolic process. Bases 1 to 918 code for a protein of 305 amino acids. Gene Ontology annotation, cellular component: extracellular region. Gene Ontology annotation, molecular function: chitin binding; chitinase activity.
AUGAUCGAUGUGAAGAUUUGCACUCACUUAUUUUACAGUUCGGCUUCACUUAGAAAUAACGCUUCUAUAGAAUUAGACGAUGAAUAUACAGAUAUAGAGUUGAAUGGUUAUAAAAGGAUCAACGAUCUUCGAAAAAGAAACAGACAAUUCAAAACCUUGACCGCCAUAGAGGAAUCAUUAUGGGACGAUAAUGCUGAAAAUAAUGCAGUUGCUUCUGAUAAGCAGAAUUUCGUUUUACUAUUGAAGGCACUCAAAGAAAAAUUCGAUAAAAAUGGUUUCAUUUUAGCUUUAGCAGUUGAAGCUAACGAAUCGACUGCUAACAAAUAUGAUAUUAAAGAAAUAUCAAAGUAUGUCAGCUUCAUAAAUUUGAGGGCAUAUGAUUUCCACGGAAAUUCUGAUAUUACAGCGAAAAGACCGAAAGCUGGCCAUAUUGCUCCACUAUAUCAUUCAUUAAAAGAAAAUGCGGAAGAACAGAAAUUGAAUGUUGAUUACAUUGUGAAAUACUGGCUUUCGAAAGGUACACCAUCAAACAAGUUAAUACUGGGAACUACUUUUCGCGGAAUUGACUAUACUUUAGCUAAUCCAAAAAUAGUUGGUAGGGACGCAACAGUUGUGGUAGAUCCAAAAUAUUCUAUACCGCCCACAAGCUAUUACUUUACUUGUCCAUGGGAAAGGAAUCGUAUUUGGACCACUUUGUGGGACAAAGAACAGCAAGUUCCAUAUAUCUCCAAAAGGGAGGAAAUGAUUGCCUACGAAAAUGUUGCGUCCAUUAAGUUGAAGGCUGAAUAUGCUAAACGCAUGCAGCUUGGUGGGGUAUUUGCAGAUAGUAUAGAAGGAGAUGAUUUCAGUGGACACUGUGGAGGAGAGAAAUUUACACUUCUGAAGGCUAUGAGCCGAGUCCUGAGAGACAAAUGUUAA